AUUCGAAUGUCAAUCUAUUGUCAAACUUGUAUUUUUGUUUUGUUGCUCAUUCGUUUUCUCGGUUUCUAUCAUCAUUUUGUUUAGCUGUGGUCCAUGGACCAUGGAUCUCAUUCAGAUCUCAUUCUUGUAUUUAAAAAUGAGGCUGUAUUUUGUAUCCUGAUUUUGUUGUACACUAUGGAUGCUUUAUCAAUAUUCUUGAGGCUUCAAUACUAAUAUUAAAAUAUCAAUAAUGAAUAAGUUCAAAAAGGAAAAUGAUUCUUUUGAUUCUCCAUACCGACACUGCCUAAGUGAAAUAAAAUGUGUCGAAACGAAUAAUGAGGAUGAUAGUUUUGCAACUCCAACAAUUACAAGAAGCAAAGUUCAGAAACAACCAGCCAAAAGACAGAUCAAGAAAAACACGAAAUGCAAGUCACAGAGGAUUGAUGCAAUAUUCAAGAAGGCUAAAGAUAAGCUUUCUCACUUGGAUGUCAAUCCUGAUCAUCUUCAAAUGGCUAUAGCUUUAUCAAAAUCUACUUUCAAUCAAGAAAACCCAGUGAAAAGCAAACGAUUAAAUGUGGAAGAAAGAACUUUUGACCCCAAAUUGGGAAGUAUAUUGGAAAGAUAUGGAUUCAGAUCAAGCAGAAGCGUUCCUAGCAGAACAACAUUUAAUCAAGAAGAGGCAUUUCAACAAAGAAAGAGGUCCAGAUUUUUAUAUGCACUAUUUUCUACUGCACAAGAAGAUAAAAAUGCCCUCAUUGAUGAAAAAAUAUCUACAGUCAUAUCACAACCCAUCAUAAACUUUGAAAAUGGGGUAGCAGAGAAAAACAUUUUUAGUAAUAUAUUGAAGAAUUGUCAUGUGAUACACAGUAAAUUAUUGAAAAUUCAUUCAUAUAACAGCAAUGAGGAUGCUUCAAAUUAUUAUACAAGAAGUUUGAAUUUAGAAAGGACUCUUUCAAGUUGUGGUAGUUUGUUGAAGAAUUGGGAAAGUAUACCUGGGAGGGAAUCUCCAAAUCCUGAAGAGCAACCUCAAGAAGACUAUUUACAUCAAAGUUGUAGGGAGAGCGAAUUUGAAUUGAAAGACACAAAAUCAGAUGAAUUCAGUUCCUGCUCCAUUAAUAUAAUAAAUCAUUUAGAGCAAACUCCUUCAACUGAUUCACUUAAGGAAAUUGAAAAAUGGUUGGACAUAGAUUCAGUGCAAGUUGAUACUUCUCAUGGUGAUUCUUGUAGUAGUAAUGGUACAAAUAGUAGUGACACACUUGCUAAAAGAAUCAAACUCGGUUGCAUUAAGCCAGAUAAAGUUAAUAUUCAUGAUGCAAAAUCCGGUCAGUCUGAGAAAACAAGUCAGUAUUUUAAUACAACCUCUAAACUUAGUGAGACUGAGAUUGGAGAAGGUUCUGCACCAUCUCGUAGUUACUGUGUCUCUCCUGACUUAUUCUCAUCAGAAGAUGAAGAGAGUGUUAAAAUUACAGAAAAAUGUAUGAAAUUGCAAGGCAAUGCUCAGGCAAGUAGUAACCAAAAAGGUAUAGAGUGUUAUGAGAGUUUUUCUGCUGAUAGUUCUGCAUUGAGUCAGGAAAUGUACACAUCUGUAAAUUCAAAAGCAUGUGAUAAUCCUAAUAACAGAACAAGAUAUGGUAAAGUUAAAGAUGACCAGGACAAGGUAAUCCUAAUUUUAGAUAGUGACGAUGACUCAAACGUGAUUGCUGAAAAUAAAACAGACAAAAAAGCAGAAGAGAAAGCUAGUAUGCAUACAACAGACUUACUCAGUUGUUUGACAGAGAGUUUUGAACAAAAAGUACCUCAGCUUUAUGGUCCACAGUAUGAAAUUGAGGAUAAAAGCAUUACUGAACAGAUCUUAUCAUUUGAUAAAAAAUCAUUUUGCAUAAAUGGUAAUGAAAAGUGUGGUGAGCAUAAACUUUUUGUCAGUAUGGAUUCUCACUUGAAUGAACAAACAGAAAAUCCAGCAAUAUCAACUGAAAAUCUGGAAAGGGAAGAUCAGAUCCUUGAAGGAAAGAAUCAAGGUAGUAUGUCACCACUGAAUUGCCUAUCAACUAAUUUGACUGUAAAUAUGGAUUUUGAUGAACCUAGAUGCAGCUCUGCCUCAAAGUUGUACUCUCCAUCUUUCAAUAGUAACUCCAAGUUAAAUGUUACAGAGUAUAUAGAAAAUAUGUUGGGAGAAGACUAUGUAACUGAUGAUGUAAAUGAGGAGCAACAUAACAAUGAAAUAUCACUAAGUCAGAGUUCUAGUGGCAGUAUUGUUAUCAGUGAUGAAGAGUUGAACUGCACUAAACUGCAACAAAAAACAAAUUCGCAUUCUGAUGAUGAGUUGGAAGAUGAGAAAGCAAGCUACGAUGAAAAUAUAGAAGAGAAGGACGCGAUGGGGGUAAAUGAAAAAAAACGGAUGUCAGAACAUCAGAAAAAAUCAGGCAACUUCAGUGAUUCAUUCGACGAACUUCUCCAAAAUAGUGAAGUAUUAACUGACAUAGAUAAUCUGGUGUGUGAACCAGAAUUGAGCAAGCCAUGUCACAGAAAAAGUAAAUCUGUAGAAAAUAAAGAUAUGACAAAUCUGGACAUUGUUCCUAUUACUCCAAAGAAUAAAAACAAAUUGAUUAUCAAAACUAGAAACGUAACUCCAAUGCCUGAUUAUGAAAAGAUGAGCAGUGCUGAGAUUGUGGAUGAACUGAAGAAGUUCAGAGUGAAACCACUGAAGAGACAAAGAGGCAUAACUAUGUUGAAGUAUAUCUAUGAAUGUACCCAUCCGUUGGUGCCAACAACUGAAAGGUAUAGAGACGAAGUUGAGGAAAAUCGCGUUUUUAAAAAACGGAGGAAAGAUGAUAAUGUUGAAGAAGUAUCUAUAGAAGAUUCUGAGACAAGGCUAAUGUCGAAAGAUAUAGUAUGCAAAAAUGAUAUAAUUGAAAGCGAGAAUCCUGAGGAUUUAAUUUUCGAGAGAAAAAUCCCUGCGAAGCUCGCUUAUUGCAGAAUCCCUCUUCAAAUAGUUUGGUAUAAUUUUGUGCAAAGUAAUUCUGAAUUGAAGAAAAACAUACUGUUGUAUGAACCAAUUCAUUUAAAUUCUGUUUAUGCCAUGCUCAAAGAACAGUCUGGCUGCAAAUUCCAUAUGGAGAAUUCCAAAACCUUUGGUUUAAAACCAGAGUUUGCAAUGCAUUGUAAGCACAUCAACCUCAGAACUUUAACUAAAGGUUUACUUUGGGCGAUCAUUUGCUCUAUGUAAGGACUUGGUUUGUCUACCUCAAUACAGUUCAAGAAUUCUUGCUCUGCCUUCAAAGAAAAAAGAAUCAGUCAGAUAUGAUCAACUGUAUAUCAAAAAAUAUAUAUCUUCACCUGUACAAUAGCCAUAGGAAUGUGUAGAGAGAUGUGCGGGAGAAAUUGGGAGUUAUAUUCAAGAAUGAGCAUGCGGUUAUACAGAAGGGUGGUGAGACCCAUGAUAACCUAUGGAUCAAGUGACAUAGGAGCAGUAAGGCUAUUAAGUGGCGUUCAGAGGCUAGCUUGCUCAGCCAUGCAUACGACCUACCACCAUUUCACAUAUUUAUUCAGAGUAAUGCUCUUUCCGUGGUUUACAGACUAACCCAAUGCCAAUCACCGAUCAGUCAGCUGCACGGACAAUACCAUCAAAAACAUUACAGUUGAAGGAAAUGCCCAUGGACACAAUUGUCCAAAUGUACAAUUUCGAUAAAUACUAUCAAACAGCAGGGAUUUAUGUGACAAAGUCAAAAUGAGAUCUCUGUAAUUCUAGGUAAUAGACCAACAAUAUUUCAGGCUGAAGCAGCGGCCUUACAAGUCUGUGCAAAAGAGCUAAUAAGGAAUUAGUCUGCAAAUCAGUCGAUCGCCAUCUGCUCAGGCAGCCAUAAAGGCAUUAAGUUCAUCGCAAAUACCAUCUAACCAGCAGGGUGAACGCUCUCAUAGAGCUGGGAAAC
This is a messenger RNA of Acanthoscelides obtectus, 3908 nucleotides long. Lineage: Eukaryota; Metazoa; Arthropoda; Insecta; Coleoptera; Chrysomelidae. The record is from the annotation of a GenBank genome assembly.